AAUUAUCAACAAUUUUGAUGGCCCAAAUCCUCAUUCAGCGCCUCUCAGGGUGUUGCUGCCCAUGGCAGGGGGGUGGGACCAGUUGGAUGGUUGAGGUCCCUUCACCCCCAAACCAUGGUUCGGUCCAUGGCCUCUGUGAUGUCAUCCUCUGUGAUGCUGCCCUGUGUCCUCGGGGACCGCUCUGCUGUCCAGGGCGAGCACACUCCAGAUUCACUCUCCAGGAGGAUCUGGAGGAGGCAGGUGGUCUCUUUGCUGGGAGCUGCCUGCACCUUGCUCUGUGUGUGAGAAACAAAGCAGCUGCGAUUCAGCCGUCGCAGUGCCCGGUGCCGGUUCCGCUGGAGAGGAAACUCUGCUCUACGUCCAGGGGAAACACUGAGGUUCUGCAGCAUGGCUUUACGCUUCCGUGAUGUUCUGUUCUAUGCCGUUCCUGGAGCGGUGGGACUUCUUGGGUGCUGGUGGAUCUACUCCCGUAUGAAGAAAAAAGCACAAAGCCCUAAGGAAGGGCAGGAGGAGAAAGUGCCCGAGAAAGAUCCUCAUAGUGUGCCCAUCUCGGCGAAGGAGGAAUGCCGAGAGAAUGAAACCUCGGCCUCUGUGCUUCCAGCAGGGGCAACAAUGUCCGAUACCUCCCCAGAGAAGUGGGAAGCCUGGGAGAAGGAGCUGAUGGAGAAGGAGGCCAGGCUGGCUCAGCGAGAGCAGCAGCUCCAGAGAUGGUGGCAGGAUCUGGAGCGCGAGCGCAAGGAGCUGGAGCUGGAGAAGGCCUCCCUCCAACUCAAAGGCCAGAGCCAGAUUCCCAAUCCACUGAAGAAACUCACAAGAGUCCUCACCCAGUCUGGGGCCACUGAGUCCUCCAAGGAGAAGAGCCCUGCUCGUCCUCAGCAAGGGCACGUAGAUUCAGAACCGUCUGUCUCCCCAAAACGGAACACUCUCCUAAUGACCCUGAAAGAGAAAAGCCCUUUCCGUUCCCCUGACACAACCAAGCCGAAGGACCAGGCUGCUGAGGAAGAGCCCAGAUGCGAGAACGCUCCUUCAGUUCAGCCAAAACCGAAGAGAAGGAGUAGGAGAGGGAAACGAAAGGAGGACUGUUAAGUCCCUUUCAGAAAUACUACAAGUUUCUUAAAUUCCAAUGGGAUCGAGUUUGGAUGAAAUGACACCAGCGAUCCUUUUCCACAACUGCUUUCAUUUGACGUGUGCAUUGUC
Cuculus canorus (common cuckoo) is the source of this 1197-nucleotide messenger RNA. Its product is annotated as A-kinase anchor protein 13-like. The record is from RefSeq and is a predicted model, not a curated record. Bases 388 to 1086 code for a protein of 232 amino acids. NCBI's taxonomy places the organism in Eukaryota, Metazoa, Chordata, Aves, Cuculiformes, Cuculidae. The transcript has 3 exons.